This is a messenger RNA of Scophthalmus maximus (turbot), 2990 nucleotides long. RefSeq names its product SH3-domain binding protein 2 (gene sh3bp2). The record is from RefSeq and is a predicted model, not a curated record. Lineage: Eukaryota; Metazoa; Chordata; Actinopteri; Pleuronectiformes; Scophthalmidae. The transcript is spliced from 13 exons. The coding region runs from base 443 to 2353 and encodes 636 amino acids. Gene Ontology annotation, biological process: signal transduction. Gene Ontology annotation, molecular function: SH3 domain binding.
GCCGUGAGGGAUGGAAAGUCCCCCGGCCUCAUUCCCUGGUCCGGUCUGUCAAUGUGUGUGUGAGGCACGUCUGUGUGAAUGGUGUGGGUCGCAUCCGGCAGCCAAUCACGUUCGAGCUAUGAGGAAGCAGGAAGGAACCCGCCGCAGCCCGGGUUGACCAAUGAGAAGCAGGGGGGCCAGAGGAGGAGGCCUCUUCAGGAAGCGAGUGGCGCAGCGUCAGGGGCUUCACACCACCAACUGACUUUACAAUCGACAAGACUUCACCUCCGUUCUCCGCCGUUCUUCCAUCUCGUCUUUCUCUCAUCCAUGAUCUGAUCCUGUUCCUUUUUUUUCCAAAUCUCCAGUCUAAUCUGUGAUUCACUCCAAUCCGAGACCUUCGGUCCGCUCGUCCAGCGUCUGCUUUUAAAAGUAUGCUGGUACACUGCGUUGUGCCGCCGCCGUCAUGUCCACCGACAUGUCCGCCCCGUCCGUGAGGAAGAAGUCGUUUGCGCGGAGCGUCAAGCCGAGCGUCAGGAUGUGUGUUAUGGAACAGAGGGGCGUCAUAACCAUGUCGUCUCCAGAGGUGUGCUGGCCUGUGCCGAUGCGAGCCAUCGGGGCUCAGAACCUCCUCACCAUGCCGGGGGGCGUGUCCUCCGCCGGCUACCUGCACAAGAAGGGGGGCAGCCAGUUCAGCCUCAUGAAAUGGCCGCUGAGGUACAUCAUCAUCCACAAGGGCUGCGUGUACUACUUCAAGAGCAGUACCUCUCCCGCGCCACAGGGGGCGUUCUCUCUCAACGGCUACAACAGAGUGAUGAGAGCAGCCGAGGAGACGACGUCCAGCAACGUUUUCCCCUUCAAGAUCGCCCACUUCAGCAAGAGACACCGCACGUGGUUCUUCUCUGCGGCCAGCGAGGACGAGCGGAGGAAAUGGAUGCGAUACCUGCGCAGGGAGAUCGACCACUACAACGACCGGAGAGAAUCCUUCAUCCCCAGUGACUCCGAUUCUGACGCCGAAAGUUUCUACGGCACAAUCGAGAGGACCAUGGAUAUCACCCACCAGGACUGCAACGCCGACGACGAUUACGUUGAGGAGGACGACGAUGACGAUGAGGAAGACUAUCUGAAGCCAGACGCUGACUGUUCGCCGACUUCUACAGGUCGUCCCGCGGGGCCGCCCCCCUCCUACCCUCCUCCCCCGGUGCCGCCAGUGUUCCAGCUGCGUCAGGACUCCUGUGCGGGCUUCCCGAAAGGCCCGCCUCCUCCCAUCCCGCCGCAGCACCGAAUCCCGACCGUGCCGCUCCCCAAAAAACCCCCGCCCUCUUUCCCCCCUCCCUCCGUGCUGAAGGACUCCGUCAAAGGCCCGCCCCCGCCUCUGCCCUUCGCUCCCCACCUGCACAAGCCGCCGUCGCCCGACGGUCCUCCUCCUCCUCCUCCCCCCAAUCUGAAGAGAACUUUCCAGGGCAAGGCGUCGUGCGCCGGCGGGCCGGGGAACGGCGCGAGGGACUGGAGGCCUCUGCCGGCCAUUUUAAACCACUAUCCCGCCACUCUGCCCAUCUGUGACCAAUUAGAGAGCAGUCUGGUCCUAAACGGCCCCGCCCACUGCUCCCCGAAUGUCGGCGGGAGCCAGUCGCUGGGCAACCGUCACCACCACCAGGGGGGCAACCUCCGCGGCAAGCCGACUCCCCCGACCCAUCAUCCCCCAAACGCCAGAGGACUGUCCCCCGUCCGACCUGUGACGUCAGAAUCGCCCAACCAGACGUCCCCCUGUCUGCCGCCGCUCCAUGGCCUCCCGCCGCUCUCUCCCCUGCCCAAAACUGGACUACACUGCAAGCCAGUGAUGCCCAAACCUCCUCCGCCUGCCGCCAAACCCUCGCCGUGCGCCGCCAAGUCCAAGCAGCCCGGGACCUCGCUUCAAGCGUCUCCAGAAGGCCAGAGCUUCCGCUCGUCAGGGGACGAGACGCCGUCGGAGUGCAGGAGGAAACAAGACCCGGCCGGAGGAGGAGGAGGAGGAGACGAGGACUCCGAUGAAGACUACGAGAACGUGGAGCUGCCGGACUCCGUGUUCAUCGACACCACUGAAACCAGCUUUGUAGAAAAGUUGUUCCGCGACGGCCCCGUCCCUCCAGAGGACGGACUGUACGGCAUCAGGAACUCUGGGACCAAGACCUCCAAGGUUCUGGUGGUGUGGGACAUCAGUAUAUGCAAAGCCAGAAACUACCGACUGUUUGUGGAUGACGACCAGUUGUUCCUGGAAGGUGAUGUGACCUUCCCCACUCUGUCGGCUCUGAUCGAACACUACCACAGUCAUCCUCUUCCUCACCACGGCUCGCUGUGCCUGCAGAAGCCCUUCGCCAAGACGCUGCCGAGCAUCUGACCCCGGGACACAUACGACUGAAGAACCAGAGAAGAGGAAGAGGAAGAGUGACGAGGAGUCAGGGCAAAGAUUAAAUAACUGGCAUGGUUUAUUAUAAAACUGAUUCUUACCUCUCUCUCUACAAACAAGAAACUGUGAAAUGACAAAGUGGUGAGGACCAAUUCAAGAACGAGUCAGAUGGAUGUGGAGUGUUUUCUCCACACGGGGGCGCUGUGACACAAAAAUGACUCAUGACCCCUGGAAAUCUAUGUCCCGGCCCUCACCUGAGGUUCCUCGGGGUCAAUUCCAACAAACACACGUCCCUACAUGGGAGAUGAGGAAUAUUUAACCGCCACAGCAUCACAGAUACAAUGCGACGACAGUGGGGAAAAAUCAAGCUGCGUUCAGGAAUCAAGUCAUCGAGAAACACACCCGUUCAUCUGUUUGGUCGUCAGUAGGAUUACGGAGGAAAGAAACUACAGAACAGAUUUUUCGGUAUUAUUUUUUUGUUCUGAAUGCCUGACUUUACUGCUGUAAAUAAAUCUAUAUUUAUAUAUGUAAAUGCUGUAUGUACUGUAAAAUAAAAAUGUAAAUAUAUUAUUUUCUACAGGAUAAAAUAUAAUGUUGAGGAUUUAUAAAGGUUAUUUAGAGCUUGUUA